This is a messenger RNA of Pristis pectinata (smalltooth sawfish), 1443 nucleotides long. RefSeq names its product HCLS1 associated protein X-1 (gene hax1). Gene Ontology annotation, cellular component: mitochondrion; clathrin-coated vesicle; sarcoplasmic reticulum. Gene Ontology annotation, biological process: negative regulation of apoptotic process; regulation of actin filament polymerization. The transcript is spliced from 7 exons. The record is from RefSeq and is a predicted model, not a curated record. Bases 154 to 1056 code for a protein of 300 amino acids. Lineage: Eukaryota; Metazoa; Chordata; Chondrichthyes; Rhinopristiformes; Pristidae.
UGCAGAGUUCAAGUGCCAAGCCCUCAGGAGGGGACUGUCCCUUUAAAUGGGCUUGAGGUCGCCGCGGAGCUGUUUUACGACGCUGGUUUGCGGCAGGAGGUCGGACGCCGAGCGGGGUUUUGCGGCAGGAGGUCGGCGGACAGCUGCGGAGCGAUGAGUUUGUUCGGGAUUUUUCGGGGCCUCUUCGGCUUCCCGGAGCGCGGAGGGGAUCCGUUCUAUCGUGGGACCGUCCUGGAUGAGGAGGGGGACGAUGACGAGGACUUCGAUGGACACCGGGCCGACCCCUUCGGAUUUGGCUUUGGGCCCAGCGGGCAGCCGUUUGGCGAAGGCUUUUCUGGACUCUUCCGCGAGAUGGACGAGCUCUUCAAAGGAAUCGGGAGCUGGGAUGUGCCCAUGGGACAAUUUGAGUUUCCUGAUAUCGACACCCACCCCCUGCCUGGAGGGUCCGAGGAGGGGGUGAGGAGGCGGGCGCCUCGCGAUUGGAUGCUGAAGCAACCUGACAGCGAGCCGCCCGGCUUCAGCGGGGAGGCAGGAGGUGAGCCCCGGCCGGGGGACAGACCCACCGCUCCCUACCGGCCCCCCUGGAAUCCCUCGCGAAACUUUGAAGACCUCUGGGACAGUCUGCGGAAGGGUGAAGCCAGGAAGCAGGAUCAGGACCUGGACUCCAAGGUGACCUCCGAAGGCUUGGAAAGUGCCCUCAAGCCAGCUGAGCCCCAGAGUAAAUCCUACUUCAAGAGCAUUUCGAUUUCCAAAAUCGUCCGUCCUGACGGGACGGUGGAGGAACGGCGCACAGAACGGGAUGGAGAGGGCAACGAGGAGACCAAGAUAACCCGAGUCCAGGGGGAACAGUCGUACACCACGGUGACCCGGAGGGACGCCCAGGGCAGGGAGGAGCAGACCGAGCAGGUGGUCGGCAUGGAUGACCGAGACCUGCAGAGGUUUGCGGAGAACUGGGAUCAGCGGGCGGGGCACGGUGUACCCGGGGAGCCGCCGUCAGCCCAGGACCCUCUGCCUUUCCUCGACCGGCUGCUGAAGGGCCUCUUCUGGAGCCGGUGAGCGUCCAGCCACGUCUGUCGCGGGUGAGGUAGGAGGUGAAUGCCGCUCAUGACGAGGAACUGCCACAUCUCGGAAGAGCCUGUCGGUGUCCGCCAAACCGUGCGGUCUACGCAGUCCGCGCCCUCUUCCUCUCCGCGUAAUGUGUGCUCUGUGACUUGUGGCACAGUUUCUUGGACUCAGGAGCCAUCUUCCUGUCUUGGCACCUCUCCUGCAUCGCUGACUUACUCCCUAAGUCUGUGUUUCCACCAGACCCUUCCCCCCCGCCCCCCCCCCCCCCCCCACCGCGGUCUCCAAAUCCCUGUGGUUUCCACAGAGGUUGCCGGGACAAUGUCGACCAGCUUUGCGAUUGGCCUGUAAACAACUGCAAUAAAACUAGGUAUUUAUUCA